Archocentrus centrarchus (flier cichlid) is the source of this 1886-nucleotide messenger RNA. RefSeq names its product RAB, member of RAS oncogene family-like 2 (gene rabl2). The record is from RefSeq and is a predicted model, not a curated record. Gene Ontology annotation, molecular function: GTP binding; GTPase activity. The transcript has 8 exons. NCBI's taxonomy places the organism in Eukaryota, Metazoa, Chordata, Actinopteri, Cichliformes, Cichlidae. Bases 673 to 1341 code for a protein of 222 amino acids.
UUUUACUAUGUAAGACCUUAGAUUUGACAGAAGGUGUAUCGUUUAUCUUUCGACAAGCGCCCUGGUUUGAUGUGCAGAAACUACAAAUGAAUCUACCAGAAUGGUUGAAGAUUUUAGACAGGCGCCUGUAAAGACAGCCAAAUCCAAGACGAAGUGGUCCUGCGGGCGUCCCCGUUGCAUAGAAACGAAAAUCGUCGGAGACGUCGUGCAUUUACACUUUUGAGCUACCUAUAAACCAAGAUAAGUGGAGAAAAGCGUUUUUCUUUUCAUAUGCUGUGAAAGAAUAAUAUUCACACCACGUUUAGCGAUAUUUAAACGGACCUAACAACUGCAACCUACGCUAGUUCUGUUAGCUUACUUGCGACUAGCGGUCGUUCCCUCCUGUCUUAAGAAGUGAGCUGUGAAAGGUAGUGCACUUUUAGAACGAGAAUGUAAUCAGUGACAGGCUCAGUUUUGUUGUCAGCUUCUGUGAGCAUCUGUUUUUGCUGACGCGAACCCCAACGAAACGAUGAAAUAAGUGAAGUAAAGGCGAACCUCAGCUAACUGAUGGCAAGCUAGCUAAUAAUACUCCCUGGGCAAUAGCCGUCAAUCGGACCUCCUGUAGGAGCGUAACGGCAUCUUUUUUCAGGGAUUUAUAACAGCAAUAAAAAGGUGACGGGAAAGUAGGGAAAUAUGGCUGUCGACGCUGGCAGCAUCCCUGAACUGGACCAGAAGAAAUACGAUGCAGAGGAACAGGUGAAAAUCAUCUGCCUGGGAGACAGCGCAGUUGGUAAAUCUAAGCUGAUGGAGAGGUUUCUCAUGGACGAAUAUCGUCCCCACCAGUUGUCAACCUAUGCCUUGACUCUCUACAAACACACAGCCACUGUAGGAAACAAGUCCAUAGCAGUUGAUUUCUGGGACACUGCUGGUCAGGAGAGGUUUCAAAACAUGCAUCCUUCAUAUUACCACAAAGCACAUGCAUGCAUCAUGGUUUUUGAUGUUCAAAGGAAGAUCACGUAUAAGAAUUUAGCCAACUGGUAUAAGGAACUAAGAGAGUACAGACCAGAGAUACCCUGCUGUGUGGUUGCCAACAAAAUUGAUGCUGACAUGAAGGUCACGCAGAGAAACUUCAGCUUCGGGAAGAAGCAAGGACUCCCGUUUUACUUUGUAUCAGCGGCUGAUGGAACAAAUGUAGUUAAGAUGUUCAGAGACAUGAUCAAAAGAGCAGUGGAGUACAAGGAAAACCCCAGCGACUUCAUGGAUGAAGUGAUGCAAGAAUUAGAGAAUUUUGACCUCGAGAAGAAACAUAAUUCAGAAGCAGAAGAGGACGGACUGAAAGCAGAGAGUCCGGAGUUGGGUUAAAUGAUUUGUGAUGACCUCUAAAGGAUAAUUUAUGCUGCUUCUACCCAGUGUCAGAGAUCUGAUUCUCUGUGAGUGACACCAUCAUCAGGAACACUUAAUUGUCAUUUUGGUGGUCUGCUUUUUAAUUGAUUGGAGGGUGCCACGCAGUCAUUUAGUCAUGUUUUAAAUUACUGCCCUCCAUCUGUCUAGUGACAGUAACAGGGAAAUAAAUGUGAUGGAAUGAAUAGGAUUUUUGUUGUUUACAGAACUCAUUUAGCUGCUGUCAUUCAUACUUUGAACAAUAUCUACUCUUCUUAUGGUAGAAAAUGAAUGUAUGCGUAAGUGUGGCAAAAUUACUUUAUGAAGCAUUGAAAAGUGACUCGCACGGCAAAGAAAACGUGUGAUUAUAAACUCUAUUUGCUGCUGUUCUCAGUGUUUGUGUGUAGUGUUGUGUGCCGUGCCAGCAGGGAGGCUGCAUCUGUCGGCUGCUUUAGCAGCAUUAAUUUUAUGAUUUUAAAUUCUGUUUUUUAUCUCUUCAAUAAAUGAAAACUUAAUGUACCAUGUAA